This is a messenger RNA of Talaromyces proteolyticus, 825 nucleotides long. RefSeq names its product O-methyltransferase. The record is from RefSeq and is a predicted model, not a curated record. NCBI's taxonomy places the organism in Eukaryota, Fungi, Ascomycota, Eurotiomycetes, Eurotiales, Trichocomaceae. Bases 71 to 772 code for a protein of 233 amino acids. The transcript has a single exon. Gene Ontology annotation, molecular function: S-adenosylmethionine-dependent methyltransferase activity; O-methyltransferase activity.
UUAAAACCCCCCUGUCUGCUAUAUUUAGCCCUUGAGACGCAAGACCCGAUAGCCUCAAUAUAUAAGCAUCAUGGGUGUAACACUGCCAGCUAAAGUCGACACUUAUAUGAACUCUCACCUCAUGCUGAAAGGAACAGCACCAUACGAUAUUCUCCAGCGGAUACACGACAACUCCCUUGAAAGAGGUCUUGAUGACAUCUCCGUCUCCCCUGCACAAGGGAAGUUCCUCGCAUUGCAGGCCCGACUAGCGCAAGCUGAAAAUAUCCUCGAAGUUGGUACUUUAGGGGCUUACUCAACUGUCUGGUUUACAGCAGCAUCCCCGGACACCAAGAUCACGAGUAUUGAGAUCGACCCUCAUACGUACUCGAUCGCACAGGAGAAUGUCUCGCUCACAGAGUCGAGCGUUUCCAGCAGGAUUAAUCUUAUCCUUGGUAAUGCGAUAGAAGUUCUUCCUGGACUAUUAUCCGAGAUCCAAUCUUCCUCUCGCCCACAUUUUGAUUUUAUCUUUAUCGACGCCGAUAAACAGAACAAUCUGGCUUAUUUCAACUACGCCGCCAGAAUGGCAAAACCAGGGGCUUUAGUCAUUGUAGACAACGUGGUCCGAGGAGGUCUGGUUGUCGAUGAAUCCGCCUGUCAAAACGAUGGUAAAGUUAUUGGCACUAGAGAGUUGAUAGAGGCUAUGAAAUACAACGAGAGAGUUGAUGAUGCCGUUGUGAUACAGACAGAAGGAGAAAAGGGAUAUGAUGGAUUUUUGAUGGUGAUUCUUAAAUAGCUACUGGAUGUUGACAUUGAUUCUGUAUUUUGUUUAAUCGAUCACAAAUCCCA